Molecule: messenger RNA, 4832 nt
Organism: Phyllostomus discolor (pale spear-nosed bat)
Lineage: Eukaryota; Metazoa; Chordata; Mammalia; Chiroptera; Phyllostomidae
Gene: PAPLN
Product: papilin, proteoglycan like sulfated glycoprotein
Exons: 26
Coding region: 80-3823 (1247 amino acids)
Biological process (GO): extracellular matrix organization
Cellular component (GO): extracellular matrix
Molecular function (GO): serine-type endopeptidase inhibitor activity; metalloendopeptidase activity
Source: RefSeq, a predicted model, not a curated record
GGCCUCUGUGGGGCGGCGCCUGGUCUGCGGCGCCUGGUCUGCCCCGCCCGCUCCGGCCCGGCCUCUCCCGCAGGCCGAGAUGCAGCUGCUCCUGCUCGUGCCCCUGCUGCUGGCCCCGGCGGCCGGGUCCUCGGUGAGGCGGCAGGUGAGGCAGCAGAGCGACACCUGGGGCCCCUGGAGCGACUGGAGCCCCUGCAGCCGGACCUGCGGAGGGGGCAUCAGCUUCCAGGAACGCCCCUGCUACUCACAGAGGAGAGAUGGGGGCUCCAGCUGCGUGGGUCCCGCUCGCAGGCACCGCUCUUGCCACAUCGAGAGCUGCCCCGACGGUGCCCGCGACUUCCGGGCAGAGCAGUGCUCCGCCUUCGACAGCCAGGAGUUCCAGGGCCGCAGGUACCAGUGGCUGCCCUACUACGCAGCCCCGAACAAGUGUGAGCUGACCUGCAUCCCCAAGGGGGAGGACUUCUACUACAAGCACAAGGAGGCCGUGGUGGAUGGGACGCCCUGUGAGCCUGGCUCUCGGGAUGUCUGUGUGGAAGGCAUCUGCCGGGUUGUCGGCUGUGACCACAACCUGGACUCGUCACGGCAGGAGGACAAGUGUCUGCAGUGUGGGGGGGACGGCACGACCUGCUACCCCGUCACUGGCACCUUCGAUGCCAACGACCUCAGCAGAGGCUACAACCAGAUGCUCACAGUUCCCGUGGGGGCCACCAGCAUCCGCAUCGAGGAGGUGGCCGCCAGCAGGAACUUCCUGGCGGUGAAGAGCAUCCGGGGUGAGUACUACCUCAACGGGCACUGGACCAUCGAGACCGCCCGCGCCCUGCCUGUGGCCAGCACCAUCCUGCACUACGAGCGGGGCGCUGAGGGGGACCUGGCACCGGAGCGGCUCCGUGCCCGCGGCCCCACCUCGGAGCCCCUGGUCAUCGAGCUCAUCAGCCAGGAGUCCAACCCCGGCGUGCGCUAUGAGUACCACCUGCCCCUGAGCCCUGCCCGGCCCGGCUUCAGCUGGAGCCACGGCUCCUGGAGCGACUGCAGCGCUGAGUGCGGCGGAGGUCACCAGUCGCGCCUGGUCUUCUGCACCAUGGACAAUGAGGCCUACCCUGACCACAUGUGCCAAGGCCAGCCUCGGCCGGCCAGCCGCCGCCCUUGCAGCCUGCACCCCUGCCCCCAUACGAAUCGCUGGAAGAUGGGGCCCUGGACCCCCUGCUCGGCCUCCUGCGGCGGCGGCUCCCAGUCCCGCUCCGUCUACUGCGUCUGGUCCGAUGGUGCUGGCGUCCAGGAGGCGGUCGCGGAGGCCCAGUGUGCAGGCCUGCCCGGGAAACCGCCUGCCGUGCAGGCCUGCAACCUGCAGCGCUGUGCAGCCUGGAGGGAGGAGCCCUGGGGAGAGUGUUCCGUGAGCUGCGGUGCCGGGGUCCGGAGGAGGAGUGUCACUUGUCGGGGUGACGAGGGGUCUCUGCUCCACGCCACAGCGUGCUCCUCGGAGGACCAGCCGCCUCUCACUGAGCCUUGUGUGCGUGAUGACUGUCCCUCUCUCAGUGACCAGGCCUGGCACGUGGGCGCCUGGGGCCUAUGCUCCAGGAGCUGCAGCUCCGGCACUCGGACACGGCAGGUCGCCUGUGCCAUCGGGCCGCCCAGCCGCUGCAGGAGCCUGCAGCCGUGGAAGCCUGUGGACGCGGAGCCCUGUAACACGCAGCCCUGCCACCUUCCUCCAGAAGUCCCCAGCGUGCAGGACGUGCACACCAGCCUCAGGGCACCCUGGACAACUUCGGGCCCUCGGGAAGCCCCUGCCUCAGAUUCCAGAGGCCAGUGGUGGACACCCCAAGAGCAACCCUCAGCCCAGGGUAACCCCAGAGGAGACCAGGGCCCCCACCUGCUGGCUCCAGGCCCAGCCUCUUCUCUGCAGCAGUCCCCAAACCAGCAGUCCCUGCGGUCUGGCUCAGGGCCCCCUGACUGCAGACACAGCCCCCAUGGGUGCUGCCCCGAUGGCCUCACAGCAUCUCUUGGGCCACGGUGGCAGGGCUGCCCUGGGGCCGCUUGUCAGCAGAGCAGGUAUGGGUGCUGCCCUGACGGGGUGUCCGAGGCCGAGGGGCCCCAUCAGGCUGGCUGCGCGAGGUCUUACGGCGGCGACAGCGCCGGGAGCAGGCCGGGGUCGAGAGCUGUGGCGUCCACAGCCCCCAGGGCCCACCAGGCCCACCAGGACCAGGCCCAGCAGAGCGAGCCCAGAGAGUGCCGGGGCUCCCAAUUUGGCUGUUGCUAUGACAACGUGGCCUCUGCAGCAGGCCCUUUUGGGGAAGGCUGUGUGGGCCAGCCCAGCUACCCCUACCCCGUGCGGUGCCUGCUGCCCAACGCCCUCGGCUCCUGCACAGACUGGGCCACCCGCUGGUACUUCAUCGCCUCCGUGGGCCGCUGUAACCGCUUCUGGUACGGCGGCUGCCACGGCAAUGCCAAUAACUUUGCCUCAGAGGCAGAGUGUAUGCGCAGCUGCGGGGGGUCUCAACAGGCGCCCCACCAACCCGGGCCUGGGGCUGCUGGCCAGGGCACCCACAGAGAUGGCGAUGGCAGGAGUCACGGAAGCCAGCAGGAGGCGCACCGCACUCAGGCCUUAGGAGAACGGGGCCAGGAUCUGGGGCUCAGCGCCCCUGGACUGGGCGGAGAUGCGGGGCGGCCAGCAUCACCUUCCCACAGCUCCUCCUACAGGGUUGGCUGGGGCUCGGAGCCCUCUCUGGUGCAGGCGGCCCUGGGGCAGGCGGUGCGGCUCUCCUGCCCCGACGACACCUCCAGGGACCUCCACGCCAGGUGGCUGAAAGACGGGCAGCCCGUCUCCUCUGGCAGGCACAGGCUGCAGCCGGACGGCUCCUUGGUCAUCAGCCCCCUGCGGGCGGAGGACGCGGGCACCUACAGCUGUGGCGGCAGGCCAGGCCGGGACUCUCCGAAGAUCCAGCUUCGCGUCACAGGGGGUGACACGGCCGUGCUAUCUGAGACUGAGACGAGGCACUUCGCUCAGACCAGGGACCCCAGCCAGGGCCACAGUCCUCGGGACCCCAGCCUGGAGGCGGGCGCUGGGGGCCCGGGGGCCGUCGCCUCCUCUCACCCAUGGCCCAGGACCAGGCUGCGUGUGGACCCAGACCAGCCCAGGGUGGUGGACGCCCACCCAGGCCAGCGGGCCCGGCUGACCUGUCGCGCGGAGGGCUUCCCGCCCCCGACCAUCGAGUGGCAGAGAGAUGGGCAGACCCUCUCGUCUCCCAGACACCAGCAGAAGCCUGAUGGCUCUCUGGUCAUCAGCCAAGUGACUGCGGAAGAUGGCGGCUUCUACACCUGUGUCGCCUUCAACGGGCAGGACCAUGCCCAGCGAUGGGUCCAGCUCAGAGUUCUGGGGGAGCUGACGAUCACAGGGCUGCCCUCUACUGUGAUGGUGCCAGAAGGUGACACAGCCCGGCUGCCUUGUGUGGUUGCGGGAGAAAGUGUGAACAUCAGAUGGUCCAGGAACGGGCUGCCGAUAUGGGCUGAUGGCCACCGCGUCCACCAGUCCCCAGACGGCACCCUGCUGAUCCACAACCUGCGGGCCAGGGAUGAGGGCUCCUACACGUGCAGCACCUACCGCGGAAGCCAGGCGGUCAGCCGCAGCACCGAGGUGAAGGUGGUCCCGCCAGCACCGGCCGCCCAGGAGAGGGACCCCAGCAGGGACUGCAUCGACCAGCCGGAGCUGGCCAACUGUGAGCUGAUCCUGCAGGCCCGGCUCUGUGGCAAUGAGUAUUACUCCAGCUUCUGCUGUGCCAGCUGUUCCCGUGUCCAGCCUCAUGCGCAGCCGGUCUGGCAGCAGGGAUGAAGGCGGGCUCCAGCCCGGGCUCUGCAACAACUCAGAGGGCUGGAGAGAAGUGCAGAGACUCGCUCUCCCUCUGUGGCUGGCAAAGGGAGUUCUCUUCGGAGACAGUGCCACCCCGCCCCCGCUCAGCCAGUGCUGAGCCUCAGCAGCAGCCGCUGCACCAGCCUCCCUCUGAGUCCCUCGCAGUGUUUGCAUUUCUGACGUGACCGCAGGUAGCUGCUGAGUUGUCAAGAAGAGAAAUCUGUUUGGAUAAGGACACUCUACUUUACAACUGUCCUCUGUAUUGUCUGUUACACAGGAUCAGUUCACUGUGUUUUAAAACAAGCUACCAGGAUCUCACUUCAUUUAAAGCUGGACAGGAAGGUGCAUAACGAUUUUAAAGUUCACACCUGUCUAACUGCUGCUGUGACAGGGAAGGAUCCUUUGCUAGAACCCCAUCUCAUCUGGGGUCACACAGUGGGGUAGGGCUCUGGUCUCUCUCACCCUUCUAGGCAGUGAACAGCAACCAGCUUCAAACCCAUGUGCACACGGUUAACGGCAUAGUGUUUGCGUAAGCUCUCUGCAAAGUGGAAUGCACUAGGGCUCAGUGCAGGGAUCUGGGGUGAAGGGGGAGGGGCUGCGUCAUUCUCUGAGCAGGAAAGAACUGGGAGAGCUCCUCACUUUCGUCGGGAAGCUGGGGCCUGAAGCCGCCCUCCUGAGGCAGACAGGCAGCGCUGGCUGCGAGGAUCGCCUCCCACCUGCGUGGAGCUGAUCGAAGGGCCUGCUCUGUAUUGUGACCAACAAGGAGCCUCUCCUCCUCACGCAGGAAUCUGUGAAGCAAAAUGUUGGCUGCCAGGUAAAAAGCCAGACCACUAUUAAAAAUGGUACCAGCAAGAGGGGGGGACCAACGGAGGGGAGGGCACUGCAGUAAUAAGGAAGUGGCUUCAGAAAUGGUUUGAGUUGGACGAAGCCAGUCUUCAUCUCAGACCCUAUGAUUCCUUGCUGCUAAAAUAAAAGGCCUGGAUUUAGUGAG